This is a messenger RNA of Caenorhabditis bovis, 1443 nucleotides long. NCBI's taxonomy places the organism in Eukaryota, Metazoa, Nematoda, Chromadorea, Rhabditida, Rhabditidae. The record is from the annotation of a GenBank genome assembly.
AUGCUCGCUUACAGGACCAUGUCUAUCUCGACGAUCCGGCGCCAAGUCAAGAAUGUGGCUUACAACUUCUCCGAUGCUCAGGUGAAAGUGCGCGAAGCAACCAGCAACGAUCCCUGGGGACCAUCGACGGCUUUGAUGUCGGAGAUAGCCGAUCUCACUCAUAACCCAAUGGCAUUCACGGAAAUCAUGUCAAUUGUCUGGAAACGCUUGAAUGACUCCGGAAAGAACUGGCGUCACGUUUACAAAAGUUUGGUGCUUUUGGACUUUUUGGUGAAAUGCGGACACGAAAAGGUUGCACAGCAAUGUCGUGAGAACAUCUUCACCAUCGAGACCUUGAAGGACUUCCAGCAUAUUGAGGAUGGACGUGAUCAGGGCUUGAACAUUCGUGAGAAGGCAAAACAAAUAACAGGACUCCUCUCGGAUGAUGAGCGUUUGAAGAACGAGAGAACACGCUUCAUGAUCACUCGCAACAAGUUCAAACAAAACAGCCAGGGGGCAGUUGGAGCGGAAUCCACUCGUCGUAGUCGUCAUCAUCCGACAUCUGAUGUCUCUUUAGAUCCGGAGUACGAAGAGGCUCGCCCAUCGACGGCGACCGAGGAAGAGAUGCAACUCCAAAUCGCAUUGGCUCUUUCUCGCGAAGAGCACGAGAAGUUGGAUGAGAUGCGCAAAGGUGACGAAGUACGUCUACAAAUGGCAUUGGAAGAGUCUCAGAAGGAGGCCGAACGUUUAGCUAAUACUGCUCAAGGAACCGUGAGCAGCGGACAACUGACCCAGUCGGCUCUCGACGAUUUGCUCUCAUUGGGAGUCGGUGAACUUGUGUCUUCCGAUCAGCCGUCUUCGUCUGCGGCUUGGGGAGCUUCCGAUCCAUGGAGUGUUCCACAACAGCAACAUACAAACAACGGAUUCCCAUCUAAUGGGCAGCCUCUUUAUCCGUCCGCAAGCUUAAACGAUCCAUGGGCAUCGACGAACACUCCAACCGCUCCACAGCCGCCAUUGGCGAUGGGUGGCGAUCCGUUUGCAACCUGGGAUUCUCAGCCGGCGAAGCCGCAAACUACUCAGCCAGCGAAUUCAUUUGAUACUGCCGAUCUUCUCGGAGGAGAUCUCAUCGCUCCAACGACUUCAACUACUACUACUACUAACACUACUAACACCAAUGGAAAUGGCAUUCGCAAGACUCCAGAAUCGUUCUUGGGACAGAACUCGAAUCUCGUCAACCUCGACAAUCUUCUCGGAACAUCGUCGACUCCAAGCAGCGGCGGAAACCCAUUCCUCACGGGAACUGCGCCUGUCGCCACCAAUCCAUUUGCUGCCCAGCAGAGAAAAUCGCCAACCUUGAAUGAGAUGCGCGCCGCGCAAGGACAAGCUCCACCAAUUCCAAGCAUGGCACCGCGUGGCGGGCUUCCGCAGCCCAUGGCUGCCAACCCAUUUGCCAAUCCGUUUUAA